CUGGUCGCUGGAGCACCGAGCAGUCGCAGUGGGCUCUCGUCGCGAUGUACCGUUGUAUUUAGGUUUUGUGUUAAAGAAUAAUAAACGUGCGUCUGCUCAAAAUUGUAUGGCUAUUUGGUGUUGAAACAGCCGAAACAUUUGUGUUCUUAAUGGUUUCCGGUGAUGAUUUCAAUGGUGGCAGAUUACCGCGAAAAACAACUAGAUCUCCGAAUAGAAAAUCAAAGAAGGUUGAUGCAGAUGUAGUAAAAGGAUCAGCGUUGCGAAAUGAAUCGCAACCCUCUGUCCACAAAAGAAACCUCUACGUGGUUUCCUUUCCGAUUAUUAUUCUUUUCAACCUGUUACGAUCCAUUUUAUAUCAGUUAUUUAUAAUUUUCAAAUAUUUGUAUUCUGCAUCACAUCGGUUUAUCCAUAGGCCUCAUAAAAGUGGUGAGUGCAAUUUGGAAGUGGUUGUUAAAGACGGGAUUAUAUCGACAGAAAUUGUCCACGCUGAAGAAAUGCCGUAUACAAAUAAUGUUGGACCAGGAGAUCCAUUACUAGCCAAACAGAAGCAUCAUCAUCGCAAGGCUUUUGAAUACAUAUCGAAAGCAUUGAAGAUAGAUGAGGAAAAUGAAGGACAAAAAGAACUAGCCAUAGAAUUAUAUAAAAAAGGGAUCUAUGAAUUGGAGCGUGGUAUUGCUGUGGAUUGCUGGGGAGGUCGUGGAGAUGCAUGGCAAAGAGCUCAAAGACUACAUGAAAAAAUGAAAACUAAUCUGGGAAUGGCGAAAGACCGGUUACAUUUUCUUGCCAACCUUGUGGCCCUGAGUAAAUUGGGGGUUGAAACAGAGCCUGAGAGGAGUGAAAAAAAACCUAUGGAGUCCCCAUUUAAGGCGAGAAGGCCACUAGAGAAGUCGAAGACGACACUGCUAGCGCAUACAGAAAGUAACAGUGGUCAAACGAAGCCACCAACUGAAGUUGCCGGUCGUAAGCUAACAACAGCCAGCAGAAGGACACAGAGUGGAAUGGGCGGGCCCCUGAUGAAGUCCCAAACUCUACCUCGAUCGAUGGGCAGGUCAUCAUCGCAGCCGAAUAGCUCGAACGGUGGCUACAGUAGAUAUCCAAUGAAGCCGGCAUCCACACCGCCAGCUGUCAAACGACAAUUAUCUGGCGCGUAUCAGGUACCGGCAAACGGUUCACCAGUAAGAAGAGCAGUAAGUGGCGGCUCGCAGCGAGGCACGCCUACUAGAAGUAGAACCCCGCAGUCGACGCUUUCAGUACGAGGUGUCGAUCCCAAGCUGGUUCAACUUAUACUGGACGAAAUUGUUGAAGGUGGACCUAAGAUACACUGGGAGGAUAUCGCUGGGCAGGAUGCAGCAAAGCAAGCGUUACAAGAAAUGGUGGUGCUACCCUCAUUAAGACCAGAAUUGUUUACGGGUUUGCGGUCUCCUGCUAAAGGGCUGUUACUAUUCGGACCGCCAGGAAAUGGUAAGACCUUAUUAGCAAGGUGCGUAGCGGCGGAGUGUUCAGCGACGUUCUUCUCAAUAUCUGCCGCCACUCUUACAAGCAAGUACGUUGGUGACGGUGAGAAGAUGGUGCGAGCGCUCUUUCAAGUCGCAAGGGAGCUGCAGCCGUCAAUAAUAUUCGUGGAUGAAGUGGACUCCUUGUUAUGCGAGCGGUCAACGGGCGAGCAUGAGGCGUCACGAAGACUUAAAACCGAGUUCUUGGUGGAGUUUGAUGGGUUACCCGCUGCGGGGGCAGACAGACUUAUUGUUAUGGCCGCCACUAAUCGCCCUCAAGAGUUGGAUGAAGCUGCUUUGAGACGAUUCCCCAAACGCGUGUACGUUACGUUGCCGGAUUCACGUACGCGUGGUGCUCUGUUGCGUCGCGUGCUUUCCCGUGGGUCAGCGGCCGCUUCUAUCAGUGAGGAUGAACUGGCGAGACUCUCUGCACUAACAGAUGGAUAUUCAGGCAGCGAUCUUACUGCCCUAUGUAGGGAUGCUGCGCUGGGACCGAUUAGAGAACUAGAUCCAGAAGAAGUUAAAUGCCUGGAUCUCUCGCUCGUUCGUAAUAUAAUGUACCAGGACUUUAUGGAUGCGUUGAAGCGAAUUCGGCCGUCGGUUUCGCCGCACAGUCUUGUCGCGUACGAGAAAUGGUCCGUGCAAUACGGCGAGCUUGGCGUAUGAAUACAGUGAUUGUUAUACAGGUACUAUUUUAUACAAGGAUCGUAAGGCGAUUUCAGAAGCGUCGGAUCAAUAAGGUUGCGUAAGAUGAAUGAAUUUUGUUGUAAAUUUUAUUAAUGUCGCUCAAAUGCCCAUCAAUUCCAUUAAUUGCAAUAAUUGUUUUGACAUUUGAUUAUUAUUGUAGUAUAAAGUUUAAUUUAAACUGGUCUAGUCAGGGGUUUCGUAGUUCAAGCAGCCACAUGUAUGGCCAUACCAAUUCAAUGUAGUUAAUAGAAUAGCUCCUAAGAUGUAAUACGGCUGAAUGAAGAAGUCGCUUUUAAUGUUGUAGAUGCUUUCGUUGUACACCUUUUCUAUUCAGUCGGGUUAUAUUGUGAUCCCGUCCAAAAGGAUGCCAUUAAAUUCCUUAAUAGGUCUUAGAAAUUUUCUCUGAAUUCUUCAUCCUUUUGGCUAUAUCCGAAAUAUUUAUAUCGUGGUCGAUGUUAGAAACAUGCAUCUCGCUUUAACAAUAUAUAUCGCGUAAAUUAAAGGGACACGACAAUAUUUUUAUUCAGUAUGAUUAUAAUGAAUUACGCACAAUUAAUGAAACUUAUAUGAGAAUUAAAUGAAUUUGUAGAUAAUUUGAAUGAUUAUUGGGAAUUAAUUUGCUUUAAAUAAAUUGUUUAAUGAUUCCUGAAGAAAAUUAAGACGAAUCUACGUAUUAUGUUUUUAUGAAUGUAUUUAAGUUAUCAAAUAUGUGUUUAAAAAAAAAUAACAACAUUUUUAAGGCCUGUAUUUUAAUAGGUAUCUCCAGUUACGUUUGUCAAUAUGUCAAUAUCGGUUUUCAUCGAGUAUUCAAGUUAGAGGAAUACAAUUUCAUUAUUAUUAUGAUAUUAAAUUGUAUAAUACUUAAUAAUUAAUAUUUUUACCAUUCGAAUAAUGUUUAAAAAGGAGUUUUUAUCUCAAUUUAAGAAAUAUUGUUUCUGAAGUUUUAAUGUAAAUUUUCAGUCGAACAAAUUCACCUGCGUAUUACUAAAAGGGGACUUAUACAUAAAAUAUGCUCUAUACUCUUUGCUCACACAAGUGUUGCAAGUUUAGCGUUAUUAUUAUUUUGUUAUUGCUGUAAUAUUCUUUUUAAUUUAUAUUUGCUUUUUAAUUGUUAUCUGCACAAUUUUUAGUUUUUUUUGUGUUUGUGAAUUUCCGAAUAGUUUUUAUGGCAUUUUAUUUUUCUAAUAUACUAUGCUGCAUCUCUUAUGAAUACAAAAGACAGAACGGGUAAACCGCUUCCCAUAGUUGUCAGUUGCUCAAAUGAAGCAUUUAGUUCUGUGUAACGAAGAUAUAUUUUCAUAUUAAUAAUUUGUAAUAUAACUGCUGUGUGCCAUUGGGGCGGUGUAAUUUUGUUUAGUUUAGAAAAGACCAUUACAAUCAUUCCAUUCCUUAUUUGAAUUCUAUCGAACUGUUUAAAAAAAGAACGUGUCAAAAAUUCUAUACAUUUUUUUUCAGCCAGGAAAUUUUAUACCAAACAAAACCUAUAAACCUCAUUAAUCAAUUUUUAAGGUAUUGUUUAUGCUUUGACAUUAAUUUAAAAAAAUAGUUACCAACCCGUAUAAUUUUCCAUAUGUAUGAUAUAAACUCGAGUGUAGAAUGUUGAUGAAAUAUGUAUAAUUUUAAUCGCUAGCCAAUAUUUAAGCCAAAAUACUUGUAGCUUUAUAUGAAGUCACGUGCGCUUUAACUUAUGUUGAGGUCUUACAACAAAACAAAAUGAACCUUAUGCAAAAUAGAAUAGGUCUAUAUUGCGUUGCUAUUAAAAUGAUGUUCCUCAAAACUGUAAUUUGACCAGACUAGAAGAAAAAUUACUGGGUAAACUACUUUAACCUCCAAUAGGGAAUGGUAAGUUGUCCAGUAUUAAAAGAUGCGCUAUUUGCUAAAUUUUUUUUACGUACACGCGUGAAAACUCAAAAUUUCGUGUCAAAUGUUAUUCUCAUAAGUGAGGCGCACAGUAAUUUCAUAUGAUUUAACUCAUAGUCUUAAUCCAGUUCAAUAUCGUAGGUAUUUUUAUAUUAGGUAACGUUCAUACGCGUAGAACAUGUAGUAGGGAAUGUGUUGCUGGUUUUAUUAUAAAGAUAGAACGUUAUGAUGUAAUUGAACAUACUUUUUAGUUUUUCAUAUCUGUAAAAUAAUGUUUGCAAUCUGUGGAAUCGGCUCCGGUAGAGGUCCAGUAUAAGAGGAGAGCUUACUCCUUCCUCAAAGACUGGCACAGAUCAAAAGAUGUCCAUAGGCUGACGUGACUGCUUUCGUUUGCCCCUAUCAUAUGAAAAAACUGCUAGUAAAUAUUAAUAUUUCCCUUUAUGUAUUGGUUUUAGGGUCGAUUUCAAAAAUAUAUAGGAUUUUGUUCGCGCUAUGUAUAAUUAUUAUUUUAGAACACAAUCUAUUAGUUCUAUCACCAAAGUGACCAGUGACAAUUGGAAAUAACAAAUGUAAAGGAAUAUACUUACGGAAUUUACACUUUAAUGUUAUGUAUUUGUAUGAAUAUUUGUAAUAUUGCCUUUUUAGAGCUAAUUCCAGCAUGAAUAUUGUAUGUGGAGAAUGAACUGGGUGGUUCUUGUAAUGGAUUACAUCGUGUUGUCCCUUUCUAACGUUAAUUAAAAGAAAGAGAUGUAUAUAACAUUUUUCUUGCGUAUAGCCAAGUACAUUCUCUAUGUCUUCGUAUUCUAGGCGAGUUGAAAUUGUUUAAUAUUGGUUGUGGUUAUUCGAAUUUUUUAUUCCGAAUUGUUGUGAAUUUUGUAUGUUAUCUAUUUUAUUGCCAUUUUAAUUGUAUUAAUUUAUGUUAAGUAAACUUAUGUUGCAUUUUUUAUAUCGCGUUUGGUGUAUGUAAGAGACAUUGUUAACAAAUUAGACUUCAAGGGCUGUGUCGCUGAAGUUUUUAAAUGAAUUUUCUAUUGAUAAAAUUCACCAACUAGUUUCACAAGUUCAUAAUACCGUACAAUCAGAAAAAUACGAUUUGUAAUCUGUUGAUGGUGUUUCUUUUUGUCUAGUGAAAUUAAAUAAAACACAUUUAACAUUUUGCGUAUAAUUGUAUUUGUCACUGUCUAAGUGCUGCAAUUGACGUGUAAUGUCAUUGUCAAAACUAAAAAUAUUACAACCAAAAAGUUGCUUCAACGAACUUACUAAUUGCUGUUUGAAAAUCGAACGUAGGCGCAAAACUAUUUGGAUGUCUGUAAUUUUAUUUUGGUUUUUAUACAUUUAUUAUAUUUGCCUUUGUCUAUAUCGUAAUUGCUGUGAUUUAGAUAAUAAGUCAUUGCCUUAAAGUUGAAAUUAUGCUAUGAACUGUAUACCAAGAUCAAGCAAUAUUGGUUGUUUUAUUCACUUCCAUAUAAUUACAAAUUUAUUUAUAUAAUUGAUGGUAAAGGCUGUCAAGCACGGUUUAGUGGCGGCGUCUCCUACGCUUUGUGUUGCCAUUUUUCAUUAGUUUUUGCAAACCCUUGAUAAUAAUACUAUUAAUAUUGUAUGUAAGUUUUAAAAGAGUGUUUGUUGUACUGAACACUGAUCGCUUUCAAGACUACUACACUACAGGCCAACCACUACUUGGCAGGCGGUAAUUACAUAAAUUCUUAUUAAGCCGUCUUAUCUACGAACUAGUACAGAUACCGGCAAACAUCUUGGACAUUAAACAAGGGAGUGGGGGAAAGUUUGCGCAGCGCGGGUCACAAACGUCAACUGAUUUACCAAUCACGUCACUCUCCCGCCGCCGCGCACCACCCCCCGCCCAGUGAUACCUAAAAAUCGCUUCUGCGCAUGGACAAGGACAUUUGUUCAAGAUGCUUGCCGGUAUAUAUGAAAUAAAUCAGCUAUUAUUCCAAUUCAACGUACUAAUAUUGUAACCGCCUCACGUUGACAUAUUCAAAAAAACUGUUCGCUUGUCGGAGUAAUAUGGAGACUGAUAAGUACGACUCCCGAAUGUCAAAAACGUAACGGAUUUUGACGUAUUGGAGUCAAUUGUCUCGACUCUAACACGAAACAAGAGACGGCUUUUAUACUUAUGUCAGUAUUGUGAGCUUUAUAUCAAAUAUUCGACUGAUAGUUGCUUUAAAUUAAUGCUCAUUACAUGUGAAAAGGGGUCUUUUAAUCAUAUUUCAAUAUAACCUUUAAAUUGUCUAAACAUCCAGCAACGAUAUCAAAGGGUUGACUAAUUGCAAUCUAACGAUCUUUAUCAAUAAUAUUUAAUGUUUCGAAAUUGUUUGAAUCUUGUGAAGGUUGUAAUUAAAAAAUAUCGAUGCUCUUGCGCUAACAAUAUUUUAAUUUAACGCACGAAUUUAUAUCUUGACUUAAUCUCUAAUCUUAAGCAGUUGCGUAAUGUUGAGAGAAAUGUGUAUUUUUUCAUAAUUUUUCGUAAACUUAACUUUAAGCACUCGCCUAACGUCUUACACACUACGCGUAUGUGAUACACCGUUUAUUGAUAAUAAACGAUUAAUUUGUG
This is a messenger RNA of Pieris napi, 6609 nucleotides long. It is a transcript of the gene spas, whose product is annotated as spastin. The record is from RefSeq and is a predicted model, not a curated record. Gene Ontology annotation, cellular component: microtubule cytoskeleton. Gene Ontology annotation, molecular function: ATP binding; ATP hydrolysis activity; microtubule severing ATPase activity. NCBI's taxonomy places the organism in Eukaryota, Metazoa, Arthropoda, Insecta, Lepidoptera, Pieridae. The coding region runs from base 150 to 2159 and encodes 669 amino acids. The transcript has 11 exons.